AUGAGUACAAAAUCAUUAACUACUGGUAACAAUAAUGAAUUCGUGGACGAAAAAAAAAACCAAACCGUUCCUGAGGUGAAAAUAGAUGAUUUUCAAAAUAAUAAUGAAGGGGAAUCAGUAAAACAAAAAAAUGACAAUAAACCCACUCAAAACGGUUUACAUAUUAAAGUUCCUUCACGAAGUGGUUCUCCUCAAUUUGUUGCUUCCCCAAUUGAAAUGGAAGAAACCAAAGAUCCUGAACCUACAGUUUCACCAACUUCGACUUCGCCUAAAAAAAUUGUUCCUCCAAACCAAACUUCUCCAACAAGUAAAGGCGCCGAUAUUCUCAAGAGUGUUACCAAGAAAUUUGGAAACAUGAUGGGUAAACAUGAUUCCUCUGCAAAUGCUAGCGUUCAAAGUACCAUUUCAGAAGAGAAGGAUGCUGCUACUUCAGAUUCUACUGUUCAAAUUCAGCAAAAGGAAAACAAGGAUAAUGAUGUUGAUAAGUUGGAUAACGUUACAUCCGCUACGCCCGCUUCACCCGAAUCCAUCAUCGAAAGUUCCAACGAGAAUAACGAUAAAACUGCGGAUGCUGCGAGAUCCGCAGAAAACAACGAUGAAGGUCAAGAGAAGGAAAAACAGGAUACAACCGAAGCUACUGCCGCCAACAAAAGAAUGAAUUCCAUGAAUAAACUCGUUAAUAUGAAAAUGUUUUUUAAACGUACACCAACUGUCCUUGUUGAAAAACUUAAAGAAAAAUUCGAUGAACUUGAUAAACGUAUUUAUCCUGAAGUUGAUCCGGAAGAAGAGGAAGAGUUAAGUAGAAGUGCAAGAAAUGGAGGCGAGGAGACAAUAGCUAGCGAGCGGGAGCAAUUAUUAGAAGGUAGAGAUCAAGUUCCACCACCAGUACCUCCAAAAGAUCAUAUAACCACAAAUGGUGCCUCACAAACGAAGGAUGUCUUGGCUGAAAUCGGAGAAGCUCUGAAUGAACGUCAAGAAAAGCUUGAAAAUAUAUCUGAUAAAACCGAGACGUUAAAAAAUAAUGCUUCUAAUUUUGCUGAAUUGGCUAAGCAAUUGAGCAAACAACAUGAACAAAAGAACAAAUCUUGGAAAUUAUGGUAA
Funneliformis mosseae is the source of this 1101-nucleotide messenger RNA. Lineage: Eukaryota; Fungi; Glomeromycota; Glomeromycetes; Glomerales; Glomeraceae. The record is from the annotation of a GenBank genome assembly.